Molecule: messenger RNA, 3726 nt
Organism: Camelus dromedarius (Arabian camel)
Lineage: Eukaryota; Metazoa; Chordata; Mammalia; Artiodactyla; Camelidae
Gene: COPS7B
Product: COP9 signalosome subunit 7B
Exons: 5
Coding region: 2173-2649 (158 amino acids)
Biological process (GO): COP9 signalosome assembly
Cellular component (GO): COP9 signalosome
Source: RefSeq, a predicted model, not a curated record
AGUGUUGUGAAACGUCAGAAUACCCACUUGUAAAGUAUUUAAGCAUUUUAAAUAUUAUCUAAAUACUAUCACCAUAUUGAAGAAAGUUUGGAAAAUAGGGGGAAAAAGUUACUCAUAGUUGUACCACCAUUAAACAAAGUACUGUUAGCAUUAUGGUGCUGGAGUUUUCCUCCUUGUGCUUGUACCUUCUGAUAUGUAGUUCGUGAUAUUAGAUUGUGUAUACAAUUUUAUAUCUUGCUUUUUUCACUUAUUUCAUAGGCAUUUAUCCAUGUUUUAAGUCUUUGUAGUCACUUUUAAUAUUUCAUAAUCUAAUACUCCAUAAUCUACUUACCCCAUUCUCUUUUGUAAAUCAUUUGAAUCAUCAUAAAUUAGAAUCUUAAAUAUCAGGAAUGAGGUGUGUGCUUGUCCAGACACUAACUUACCUUCCACCCAAGCCAUUUCUGUCUGGCUUCCCCAGUUUAUUUUAGUGGCAUGACAUAGGCCUGGCAGUUUAUAUUAGUGGUAUGACUCAGGGUCUUCCCUACUAUAUCCCUGACUGCCCCUUUUUUCUCACUUUCUUUCUCCCUGGUCACUUCUACUUUGUGCUGCUGUCAGACUGGAUGGUUUGCCACUUUCCAGCUUUUUCUGACCUUUGCUUUGUAUUCUUUGUUUCCAUCCUCUCUAAAGAGCAGCAUUUAACAGACUUUGGAACCAGGAUUCUUGCAUUAUAUUCUAUUUCCACUUCCACUAGGCGUGUGUCCUUUGGCAAAUUAAAUAAUCUUUUGUACCUCAAUCUCCUUAUCUCUAAAAUGGGAGUAAUAGAAAGAUCUGCAGUCCCUUACUUGCACUCCUUGGGCUGGAUGUUUCAGAAUUUAGAGUUUUGGGGACUUUAAAAAGGUAAUAUGAUGCAUAUACUUUUUAAUGUAGUGCACUCGAGAGAUGUGGGCAACACUGAUAGUCAAACACAUUCAUAGUUUUGCAGCAAAACAAAUGAGUAUUUGCAACAAAUGGGAUAAAAAGCGUAACUCAAUUUAGAUGAGUUGCCACCAGAUGAAUCUCAGCACUGUGCUCAAGGAAAAAAAUGUUGGUUUGGAUUCACCUUUUUUGGAAUCCAGGAUUAUGGAUAAGGAAUUGAAGACAUAUCUGGAAUCCAUCUUGCGGGGUUGCUGUGAGGAUUAAGUGGAUGUGUGUGCGCAUUUAUGGAUCUAUGUUUGCACUUAUACCAAGUAAAGCUUGUCUUAUAUGUCACCAGUGGCUGCUGCCAGUGCUGUUGUUACCAUUACUGUUAUUACUAAACUUUUGCCCAUCCUUCAGGGAACAUCUCAAAUUCCACCUUUCUUUCUUUUUCUCUCCCGUGUCUCCCCAGUGUGAUUUCACUCACUUGCGUGCUCUCUUGCUCUCGCUCUCUCUUUCUCUCUCUCUUUUUCCCGUUCUGCCUCUCCCCUCCUCUUAACCCUUUGGCUAUCUUCUGGUAAUUUAUACCUUUCUUUUGGUGAUUCUGUCUUGCAUUUGUAGCUGUUGAAACAUCUAAUGGUAAGACCGAGGACAAGUCUAAGGUCUUUGAGUUACACAACUCUGGGUGGUAGUUGGUGCUCCUGGAGUUGUGGAGUGCCCUGACAAGGCCCAUCUUAUUUAUCCUUGAUUCCCCUGAAUCCCUUAAAACAGGGCAUUGCACAUAACAGAUGCUCAGUGAAGACAUGUUGAACUUGAUUGAAUGUCACAAAGGGCACAAAUAGUAUUCCUUUAAGAUAAUUGUCAUAUAAUUUUGUGCAUUCAUACGUGACUUCUCAGUAGACUAAGCUCCUUAUGUGUAGAGAUUCAGUUUUUUCUUCUUUGGAAGCACAUGAUAUUUCAGAGAAGACAGGAGGUGCUCAUGGAACAUUUGCUUAACAAAUAAGUGCAGAGUCAUGACAGUGAUUCAGUAGUAGGUUUGAUGUGGGGAGUUGGUGUACUUAUUCCAUAAAGAAAUCCUAAUUUUAUUUUGUGUCUUGAUUUUUGUGGUGGGUGGGACUGAGCAGCGAACAAGGAGAGCCUGCCGGAACUGAGCACAGCUCAGCAGAACAAGCUGAAACACCUCACCAUCGUGAGCUUGGCGUCAAGGAUGAAGAAGAUACCACUCCACUGUAUGUCUGAGUUCUCUGCCCCACUCGAUUUAGAAGACGUGCAACCAGCUGCUCAUAGCCAUUAACAAAGAUGAUACAGUGUAUUCCCUACUCCGUGCUGCUGAAGGACCUGGAGAUGCGGAAUCUCCGGGAACUGGAAGACCUUAUCAUCGAGGCUGUCUACACCGAUAUCAUUCAGGGCAAGCUGGACCAGCGAAACCAGCUGCUCGAAGUGGAUUUCUGCAUUGGCCGUGACAUCCGAAAGAAAGAUAUCAAUAAUAUUGUCAAGACCUUGCAUGAAUGGUGUGACGGCUGCGAAGCAGUCCUGCUGGGCAUCGAGCAGCAAGUUCUGAGAGCCAACCAGUACAAGGAGAACCACAGCCGGACUCAGCAGCAGGUAGAGGCAGAGGUUACCAACAUCAAGAAGACACUCAAAGCUACCGCGUCCUCCUCAGCUCAGGAGAUGGAGCAACAGUUGGCUGAACGAGAGUGUCCCCCUCACGCUGAGCAGAGGCAGCCCACUAAGAAGAUGUCCAAAGUGAAAGGUCUGGUCUCCAGCCGCCACUAGGGCUGGCUGGGGCAGCUGGCACUCACCAGGCCUGGGUCAGGUGGGGAGGGGACACCAAGGGCCUAUUUCCUCCCCUUUCUACCUUCCGUGAGUUCCAGACCUGCCCGUCCCCUCACCAGCGCCUCCCCCACGUUGGUACUGUUCCAGAAGAACCGUCAACUCCCUUCCCUCACCUACUCGCCCUUCCCCAGUUGCUCCCUUCAGUCUCAGGGGCUCUACGGAUGCCAUCCCAACAGGGCCAGACACUGCCCAGCUUCCCUCCAGGAGGUUCUUGUCUCUGUCUAAGGGCUUGUCUCCCUCCCAGUUUUUCUUUUGCUUCAUGUCAUUUUGUCAGGCUGGUCAUAAGCUGGAAGCAGCUUUAACUGGCCCACAGGGAUGGCUGUGAAGGAGGCCCCUCUCUGAGUGAGGGGGGCUGUUCUUCUCCAGCCCCAUGUACCACAGUACCCACAAUGGUGCAGGCGCCCUUUAGCCAGGUAUCAAAAUGCUUUGUUUUCCCUCUCCUACCUUAUCCCCUGUUGGCAGCUCUGAUCAGGCCAUGGAGGGAUGUGAUGCUGGGCUAUGUUUACUAAACCUGCGGGUUUUCAGCCUCUUAAGCCCAGCUCCAGCCCCUCAUUAGUUGGGAACACUGGGCUGACUAACAUCUGGUAUCUGAGCAUCAGUGGAGGGGGCUAUGGGUCUGCUGGGUGGCGGAAGUUUCUUCUAGCUUGGUGUUCUCUGCUGGCCACACUUCCUGCUGCCUCUGACUACUCAGACUGGUUUUUGGUGUGAAGGCCCCAGUGGCCCACUGGGGCUGUCUGCCAACACUUGCUCUCCCAAGAUCUUUAAUUCCUCCUGGCUGCAUCCAUGGUGGGGAUGGUGGUGUCGAGGCCUGUCUGUCUGGUGAAGGAUCUGUUGCUGCUUCUGUUUCUUUCUUCCCACACUCCCUGGCUGGUGACCCAGAGCCCUUUAAUGAUGGCAUUCUCCUGGCAAGAGAAAAGGACUUGACUAGCCUUUCUGAACUUGAACAGUUUCAGGUUAUAUUUUAAUUUUUUUUUUGUACAGGUUCUGAUUCUAAUACAUUUCAACAUGCUUUUUUUC